Messenger RNA from Urocitellus parryii (Arctic ground squirrel), 1233 nucleotides. It is a transcript of the gene Twf1, whose product is annotated as twinfilin actin binding protein 1. The record is from RefSeq and is a predicted model, not a curated record. Gene Ontology annotation, cellular component: actin filament; cytoplasm; myofibril. Lineage: Eukaryota; Metazoa; Chordata; Mammalia; Rodentia; Sciuridae. Gene Ontology annotation, molecular function: actin monomer binding; actin filament binding. Gene Ontology annotation, biological process: regulation of lamellipodium assembly; positive regulation of neuron projection development; barbed-end actin filament capping.
AGCUGCCACUUCCUGGAGCUGCCGGCCGGGGCCGCUCGUUGCAUUCAGCGCUGGAGCCGGGAGCCCGCGGCCGCCGCCAUGUCCCACCAGACCGGCAUCCAAGCAAGUGAAGAUGUUAAAGAUAUCUUUGCCAGAGCCAGAAAUGGAAAAUACAGACUUCUGAAAAUAUCUAUUGAAAAUGAACAACUUGUGAUUGGAUCAUGUAGUCAGCCUUCAGAUUCCUGGGAUAAAGAUUAUGAUUCCUUUAUUUUACCUCUGUUGGAGGACAAGCAGCCAUGCUAUAUAUUAUUCAGGUUAGAUUCCCAGAAUGCUCAGGGAUAUGAAUGGAUAUUCAUUGCAUGGUCUCCAGAUCAUUCUCAUGUUCGGCAAAAAAUGUUGUAUGCAGCAACAAGAGCAACUUUAAAAAAGGAGUUUGGAGGUGGCCACAUUAAAGAUGAAGUAUUUGGAACAGUAAAGGAAGAUGUGUCAUUACAUGGAUAUAAAAAAUACUUGCUGUCACAGUCUUCCCCUGCCCCAUUGACUGCAGCUGAGGAGGAAUUACGACAGAUUAAAAUUAAUGAGGUACAAACUGAUGUGGGUGUGGACACUAAGCAUCAAACACUACAAGGAGUAGCAUUUCCUAUUUCUCGGGAAGCUUUCCAGGCUUUGGAAAAACUAAACAACAGACAGCUCAACUAUGUGCAGUUGGAAAUAGAUAUAAAAAAUGAAUUUAUAAUUUUGGCCAACACAACAAAUACAGAACUGAAAGAUUUGCCAAAGAGGAUUCCCAAGGAUUCAGCACGUUAUCAUUUCUUCCUGUAUAAACAUUCCCAUGAAGGAGACUACUUAGAGUCCAUAGUUUUUAUUUAUUCAAUGCCUGGAUACACAUGCAGUAUAAGAGAACGGAUGCUAUACUCUAGCUGCAAGAGUCCUCUGCUAGAAAUUGUCGAGAGACAGCUACAAAUGGAUAUAAUCAGAAAGAUUGAGAUAGACAAUGGGGAUGAAUUGACUGCAGAUUUCCUUUAUGAGGAAGUACAUCCCAAACAGCAUGCACAUAAGCAAAGUUUUGCAAAACCAAAAGGUCCAGCAGGAAAAAGAGGAAUUCGAAGACUAAUUCGGGGUCCAGCUGAAACGGAAGCCACUACUGAUUAAAAUUGUUAUAUUAAGCAUUGCAAUACUAGUUUUUUAAAAGUACAGCUUUUAGUACGGGGGAACUGAAAUCAUUCCAUGUUGAUAUAUGGUAGGGAGAAAAAU